Molecule: messenger RNA, 1551 nt
Organism: Rotaria socialis
Lineage: Eukaryota; Metazoa; Rotifera; Eurotatoria; Philodinida; Philodinidae
Source: the annotation of a GenBank genome assembly
AUGGGCGUGUCCGGAGUAGUCACGUUAACUUUUCUACUUUCUCUUUCAUGCAGUGAUGGAGUACCUCGUUUCGCUAAUUAUCUUCAAGAUCACAUGGUACUACAACGAGCUCCACAAAGAGCUGUUAUUUGGGGAUUUGGAGAUGAAACCAAAUUAACUACACUUCGAUUCAACGAUAAAAUCUAUACAACCGUUAGCCGAAAAGAACGAGCAAAUAACUUAGGCGAAAGUAUUUGGUCAGUAACACUUGAUCCAGUUUCCGAUGAAGGGCCUUACGAUAUUCAAGUGACACAGCCAUUAGCCAAUGGUACACUUGCUACCAUAACACUUCAUGAUGUAUUAUUCGGAGAUGUGUGGAUAUGUUCUGGACAAUCCAAUAUGCAGAUGGCUGUCAUAGAUAUUUUUAAUGCAACAGAAGAGAUCAGCAACGCUGGAAAAUAUCCUAAAAUCCGAGUAUUUGCUGCCGCCUUGAAACCGUCGGAUACACCUGUCGAAGAACUACUUGGCAUUGUAGAGAACUGGUCGGUUGCAUCGUCACAAAGUAUCGGCGGGCCUUCGUUUACUUAUAUGUCAGCUGUGUGUUGGCUUUAUGGUCGUAUGAUCCAUGAAGCAUUAGGCGGUCGACCAAUCGGAUUAAUAGCGACGAGUUGGGGUGGUACAGCUAUUGAAUUAUGGAUGCCACCACCAGCAUUGAAAGAUUGUGGUAUUUCAUCUAAUGAGGCAGUUCCAUUACAAUCAUAUGGUCAGUCUUCUGAAACGCUAUCACUGAAUUACUCUAAUCUAUUCAAUGCAAUGAUCUAUCCUUUUACACGUAUGGUCGUUUAUGGUGCUAUUUGGUAUCAAGGCGAAGCAAAUGCUGGUUAUCAUACUGAUAAAUAUGCAUGUGCAUUUUCAAAAAUGAUACAAUAUUGGAGACAAACAUGGAAUCAACGUACAGGUGGAUUAACAGAUCCUACGUUUCCAUUCGGUUUUGUCCAAUUGUCAACUUUCACAAAUAUAACUACACAAGUCGGUUUGUUCCCAAUUAUUCGAUGGCAUCAAACAUUCGAUGUUGGUUAUGUGCCAAACAGUGUCGUGCCUAAAGUCUUCAUGGCUGUUGCUUUAGAUUUACGUGAUGAUCCUAAUAACAUUCAUCCUCGAACUAAACAUGAUGUUGGCUAUCGGCUAUCACGUGCAGGUCUUGCUGUAGCGUAUAAUCAACAAGUUGAAUUUCAGGGUCCCAUUGUAUCAAGUGUUAGUUUAGCGAGCACUAGCCAAACUGUGAAUGUAACUUAUAGUGGUGUAGAAAAUAUUGAACUACGAAAUCCUAAUGGCUUUGAAGUGUGUUGUCAAGGUGCCAAGUGUAGUGAUGAUACUUUAUGGGUGCCAGCAGUUGUAUCAAGUAAAAAUGGUUUAACAAUAACAUUAACUGUCGCUAGUCAAUGCGUUGCGCUGCAAUUGUUUGGUCUUCGAUAUUUAUGGCGUGAAACACCAUGUUUAUUCAAAGACGCUGCUAUUUAUAGUUAUACAGAUUCUAAUCUACCGUCUCCACCGUUCAUUAAAUACUUUUAA